This is a messenger RNA of Cokeromyces recurvatus, 1098 nucleotides long. Its product is annotated as kinase-like domain-containing protein. Gene Ontology annotation, molecular function: protein serine/threonine kinase activity; ATP binding. The transcript has 7 exons. Bases 43 to 1011 code for a protein of 322 amino acids. Gene Ontology annotation, biological process: endocytosis; signal transduction; peptidyl-serine phosphorylation. Lineage: Eukaryota; Fungi; Mucoromycota; Mucoromycetes; Mucorales; Mucoraceae. Gene Ontology annotation, cellular component: nucleus; cytoplasm. The record is from RefSeq and is a predicted model, not a curated record.
UUUUUUUGUUUUUUUUUUGUUUCCUUUAGUUACACUAUUAUCAUGACAACAACUGUGGCAACAGCUUGUUCUCUUAUAGGUUAUAAAAUUGUUAAUAAGUAUAAAGUAGGAACAAAAUUAGGUUCGGGUUCUUUUGGAGAGAUACAUAGAGGACUGGAAGAAAAGUCAGGAGAAGAAGUAGCCAUUAAAUUUGAAAAGGUUUCCGCAAAGCAUCCUCAACUUGAAUAUGAAUAUAAUGUUUAUAAGGCAAUUUCUGGUGGUAUUGGUAUACCCAGAGUUAGACAUUUUUCGACAGAAUACAAUUAUAACAGUAUGGUUAUGGAUAGACUAGGCCCGUCACUUGAAGAUUUGUUUAAUAAAUGUAAGAGAAAAUUUUCGCUGAAAACAGUAUUAAUGCUAGCAGAUCAAAUGCUUUCUAGAAUUGAAUAUCUUCAUUCAAAGAAGUUUAUACAUCGUGAUAUAAAACCAGAUAAUUUUCUUAUUGGCUUAGAUGGCUGUAGUCAUGUUAUAAAUCUUAUUGAUUUUGGACUCGCUAAACGAUAUAAAGAUCCAAAAACAAAUCUGCAUAUACCUUGGAGAGAAGGCAAAAACUUGACAGGUACAGCAAGAUAUGCCAGUAUUUAUACACACUUGGGGAAAGAACAAUCCCGUAGAGAUGAUCUAGAAUCGCUUGGAUACAUAUUAAUUUAUUUUUAUAAAGGGAUAUUACCAUGGCAAGGAUUAAAAGCAAAAACAAAGAAGCAAAAAUAUGAAAUGAUAAGUGAACGAAAAGUGACUACAUCACUUGAUAAAUUAUGUAAAGAUAUGCCAUUUGAAUUUAUGAAUUAUAUUGACUAUACAAGGAAACUAGAAUUCGAAGGUCAACCAGAUUAUAAUUUUUUACGUAAUCUUUUCAAAAAGGUCUUUAUACGUGAAGGAAUAGAUAAUGGUAAUCAUGGAAACGAAAAUAAGAAAUUUGUUUUUAUAAAUCAUCGCAAGUCAAUAAUAAUGAAUAGACAACAACAACAAUAGUAGCAGCACCAGCACCAGCACCAGCAACAGCAAAAUUUUAUUUUGUAAUAAUAUUACCACAUAAUAAUAAUGUAUGAUUUAAAUCUC